GGUUGGCGGCGGGUGGAGGCCGGGGGCAUGAGGCGCAGUUCGAUUGGCCAGCUCAGGCCGCCUGUCGCGUCGGGAUUGGCCAAGCGUGGCCAGCGGAGGCGUGGCGGCGGCGGCGUCUUGUGGGGGGGUGUUAAAGGGCUCGCAGCGCGGCUGUGUGCUGUCGCUGUGCGCAAUGGCCUACCAGGGCUUCGCGCAGGAGUACCUGGGCAUGCCGGCCGUGACGCGGGCCUACACCACCGCCUGCGUGCUCACCACCGCCGCCGUGCAGCUGGAGUUCAUCACCCCCUUCCAGCUGUACUUCAACCCCGACCUCAUCUUCAGGAAGUUCCAGAUAUGGAGGCUGAUCACCAACUUCCUCUUUUUUGGGCCCCUGGGAUUCAGUUUCUUUUUCAACAUGAUAUUUCUGUACAGGUACUGCCGCAUGCUAGAAGAAGGCUCCUUCCGUGGAAGGACGGCUGACUUUGUCUUCAUGUUCCUCUUUGGAGGGUUUCUCAUGACACUAUUUGGACUCUUUGCCAGCCUAUUUUUCCUGGGCCAGGCUUUCACCAUCAUGCUGGUGUACGUGUGGAGUCGCAGGAACCCUUACAUCCGCAUGAACUUCUUUGGACUUCUUAACUUCCAAGCCCCAUUCUUGCCCUGGGUCCUGAUGGGAUUCUCUCUGCUCCUGGGCAACUCCAUCAUCAUCGACUUACUGGGGAUUGCAGUGGGACACAUCUAUUACUUCUUGGAAGAUGUUUUCCCGAACCAGCCUGGAGGAAAGAAGUUGCUGUUAACCCCCAGCUUCCUAUGGUGUUUGACACACCUGAAGAGGAUCCCAACUAUAACCCUCUCCCUGAGGAUCGUCCAGAAAACCAACCCAGAGACCGAGACCAGAACCAGCAGCAGCAUCCACAGUAACCCAGAGACUUCUCCGUGUGGCCAGAUCCCUCUCUUCCGGCUGGACUCGCGCUGCAGCCCAGAGAUCCUACUGGAAUAACGCCAGCUGCCAUUCCGAUGUGUGAUGUCUCGCUGUUUGUGUGGGUAACCCAUCUUCCCCUUGUGCCAAGUGGUUCCACAGAGCUUUGCACAAACUGGUGAAUGCUUACAGACGUGUCCCAGGGACAGGGGCUGGAUGUUGUGAUGGCUCCUCUGUUACCCAGUGGGGAACAAAUGGGGUGUGAAACCAGUUACCUUCUCUUGCUUCUUUCCCUGAAGUCCCCACUUCUUUUUUGGUUGUUGUUUCCAAAGACUCUUUACAUUAAAGUCUUUAUUUUUCA
Messenger RNA from Columba livia (rock pigeon), 1256 nucleotides. RefSeq names its product derlin 3 (gene DERL3). The coding region runs from base 173 to 976 and encodes 267 amino acids. Gene Ontology annotation, biological process: endoplasmic reticulum unfolded protein response. Gene Ontology annotation, molecular function: misfolded protein binding; ubiquitin-specific protease binding. The record is from RefSeq and is a predicted model, not a curated record. NCBI's taxonomy places the organism in Eukaryota, Metazoa, Chordata, Aves, Columbiformes, Columbidae. The transcript is spliced from 7 exons. Gene Ontology annotation, cellular component: endoplasmic reticulum membrane; Hrd1p ubiquitin ligase ERAD-L complex.